ACUGGGCACUGGUUGUGGCUUCACUGAAUUCUGAAGUGAAGGAAAGUGGCCAUUUUAACUUUAUCUUUGAGUGCAAGUUACCGUAACUCUAUGUUCUAUCAAUUAAUAAUUUUUACUUAGUGAAGAUUGUUCUGAUAAGACAAUGUCAAACUCUAUCGAAGAUUCAGCUUCGCCAGAUAAUGAUUUUGAUAAUGAGGGACCCAAUGAAAUGGACGAUGAAGAUGAUUAUGACGACUACCGAGAAAGAGAUAACAGGCCAAUGCAUAAAGCGCGAGGAAGGGGCGGAAUGAUGUUCAGGGGUGGACGAGGAGGCCGUGGAGGACACAUGGACUACGGGGGACACAGGGGAGACCGUGGGGGUCACCGCGGAGGGGGUGACAGAGAGGACUACGACUAUGACAAUAAUUACGGUGGACCGCCUCAUGGAGGAGGCCCGGGAGGUCCGCAUGGGGGCCCCAGGUUCCGGGGCCGCGGAGGUUUUGGACCCAGAGGCCACCAAGGCUUUCGGGGAGGCCCUCCGGGACAUCACUUUGGCGGACCGCGUGGACCCAGGUUCAGGGGAGGACCGCCGCCUUUCGACCCCAACUGGGGCCCAAUGGGCGGGCCCCCUGGACCCCGUGGCGGGCCACCGCCUCCUCCACACAUGAUGGAUGGUCCUCCCGGAGGAAUGCCUCCACAUAUGAUGGGACCCCCCGGUAGUGGUGGUGGUGGUGGGGGGCCAAUGGGCAUGGGACCUCCUCCCGGCCCCCCGUUUGGACCUCCCCCUGGCAUGGGCGGCCCUCCACCUCCUCAUGGAUCCGGACCCCCUCCUCUAAUGCAGAAUCCCGGAAUGCCCUUACCCGGAAUGCCUGGAACUAAUAUGCCGCCUCCGAACAUGAACGGACCGCCGCCUUCGGGACCGAUGAGUAUGCCGCCCCCCAACAUGCCACCCCCAGGCGCAAUGCCACCCACCAACAUCCCCCCGCCGACUGCCGCCCCCAGCGGAGGCGGCGCACCGGAUUUCGGAGGACCCGGUGGAGGCGGCGGCGAGAUUUGGGUGGAGACGAAGGCGUCGGAAGGCAAGUCGUACUUCUACAAUGCCAGAACGCGGGAGACCACCUGGACCAAACCGGAAGGCACCGGCGUCAAAAUAUUGCUACAGGAGCAGGUUGAAGCGAUGGCUCAAGUGGUCGGAAUGAACUCUCAAACUUCAACGAGUGGGACAACAACAAAUAGCACUGCCACUGCUUCGACUGCUAAUCAAUCUGACAAUGACAACUCAACUGAGUCUGCGUCACAUAACACUUCAACGUCAACCACUAAUACUAGCUCAGCUGUGACAGCACCGGUGUCAUCAGCCUCAAUCAGCAGUCUUCUGGGCACAGCACCCCCACUGGUGCCACCCAUGGGGGGACCACUAGGUGCUCCACCCAACCUGGGCAUGAUGCCACCACCCAACAUGGGAGGGCCACCCGCAAUGGGCAUGCCCCCCGGCCAUCUGCCCAACACAAUGCAGCCGCCUCCAGGCAUGAUGGGUCCGCCCCCAGGCAUGCCGCCUCCCUUCGGGGCACCGCCUCCUUUCGGAGGUCCGCCUCCCUUUGGCAUGCCGCCCCCUGGAUUCCCUCCCGGUAGCGGGUACCCUGGUUUCGGCCCCCCUGGUCCUGCACCUUGGGGCAUGCCACCUCAGAUGAUGGGUCAGCAGAUGCCGCCCCCGCAACAGCUAGUGCCGCCCCCGGGUGUGGUCGCAUCGCAGCCCGCCUCCAUUUCGCAGUCUGCCACCCUCUCGGCUGCCGCCGUUCCCGCCUCCAACGCUCCCAGCUCUCAGCAGUCUGAUGAACCUGCUGCACCUCAGAUUGACCCGGACAUAGUAGCGAAAGCAGCUGAGUGGACCGAGCACAAGGCGCCUGACGGACGCAUGUAUUACUACAAUGCCAAGGCAGGCGAAUCUGUCUGGGAGAAGCCUCAACCACUCAAAGAUCUUGAGACUGCCAAGCUAGCCGCUGCUCAGGGCGUGUCCACAAUGCCUUCGGCCGUAAUCAGUGCUGCCUCCACAGUUGGCAAUUUGGCCAAAAACGUCGGCUCAGCGUCGCCUAGUAUAACAUCUGUCACUAAUAAUAAUUCAGGUGGCGGUGCGGCCGCUUCGGCCAACAGCGGUGCAGCAGCUGGCGGCGACCGGUCGGACAGUUCGGACAGCGACGACGAGCAGAAGGGCAGCAAGCAGCAGACGCAGCUGACGAACGGCAGCGGCGGAAGCGGAAGCGGAGGAGGCGGCGACAGUGACGAUGACUCGCAGCAGUCGGCAGAGCGGAAGCGGAAGGCGGAAGCUGAGUCGCAGGCGGAAAUCGCCGCCAAGAAGAAGCGCGAGGAGGAAGAGGAGAAGGCACGAGAAUUGCAGAAGCAGCAGGACAAGUCGAAGCCCAUCUCUAGCACCCCGGUGCCCGGUACACCUUGGUGCGUAGUGUGGACGGGCGACGGCCGUGUGUUCUUCUACAAUCCGUCGUCACGCACGUCGGUGUGGGAGCGGCCCGAGGAGCUGGUGGGUCGUGGUGACGUGGACAAGAUGCUCAACACGCCGCCUGAGUUGAUUCAACAGCAGCAGCAGCAGCAGGCGGCUGCAACGGCAGGUGAGGCGGGUGUCAAGCGGGAGGCUGCAGCCACCACCGAUAAUGACAGCACGCCCAACAAGAAGAUGAAGAUGGAUUCGCCCUCCAAAGAGGCAAAGGAAGAGGCUCCGAAGGUGGAGAAAAAGGCGCAGAUCGACAUAGGGAAGGAGGCCGCUAUGGAGGCGGAGGUGCGGGCGGCGAGGGAGAGAGCCAUUGUGCCACUCGAGUCGCGCAUCAAGUCAUUCCGAGAAAUGCUCGCCGAAAAGGAUGUUUCGGCAUUCAGCACGUGGGAGAAGGAGCUGCACAAGAUCGUGUUCGACCCGCGCUACCUGCUGCUGACCUCCAAGGAGCGCAAACAGGUGUUCGAGAAGUACGUGAAGGAGCGCGCCGAGGAGGAGCGACGCGAGAAGCGCAACAAGAUGAAGGAGCGAAAGGACGAGUUCCGCAAACUCAUGGAAGAGGCCAACCUGCAUGGAAAAUCAUCUUUCGGUGACUUCGCGCAGAAAUUUAGCAAAGACGACCGCUUCAAGAACAUUGAGAAGAUGAGAGAGAGGGAGAGUCUGUUCAAUGAGUAUCUGCUGGAAGUUAGAAAGCGAGAGAAAGACGAGAAAGCAUUGCGCCGUGAUCAGGUAAAACGCGAUUUCUUGGCGUUGCUUCGCGAGCAGGCGGACAUAGAUAGGCACUCGCGCUGGCAAGAGGUGAAGAAGAAAAUCGACUCGGACGCGCGCUACAAGAGUGUCGACUCGAGUAAUACGCGCGAGGACUGGUUCCGCGAGUACCUCAAAGCGCUGAAGGAGGAGCGCAAACGCGAGAAGGAGAAGGACAGGGAGCGCAAGGAUCGCGACCGUAAGGAGCGCAGUGGAAGUCGUGCACGAGCAUCCGAAAAAGAGCCCAAAGCCGAGGGAGAAAGAGAGAGCGAGGAAGGAGAGUCGGAAAUAGACCAGGAGAAAGAGAAGGAACUGGAGAAGGCGGCACGAGUGGAGGCCAGCCUGAGGGAGAGAGAGAAGGAAGUGCAGCGCACAUUGGCCGUACAUCUGCGUGAGAGAGACAACGAGAGAGAGCUGCACAAACACGACGAGGCUGUACAGCAUUUCAACGCACUGCUUGCCGAUCUGGUACGAAACUCGGAAUUGGCAUGGAGGGAAGCGAAACGUCAGUUGCGCAAAGAUCAUCGGUGGGAGCUAGCUGAACUUCUAGAUCGUGACGAAAAAGAAAAGUUGUUCAAUGAACAUAUUGAGCAGUUAUCAAAAAAGAAGAAAGAAAAGUUUAGGGAAUUAUUGAAUGAAACAGCAGAAGUGACGUUAUCUAGCUCUUGGAAAGAAGUCAGGAAGCUUAUAAAAGAUGAUCCACGCUAUAGCAAAUUUUCGUCUAGUGAUAGGAAAUGUGAGAGAGAAUUCAAAGAAUAUAUCAAAGAUAAAAUGAUAUUAGCAAAAACAGAAAUCAGGGAAUUAUUACAGGAAACCAAAUUAAUCAAUCACAAAUCACUGAGUAUGGUGCAAGAAAACGAGUCGCACAUGAAAGAGUUUGAAGAAAUUCUGAAAAAGGACCGACGGUACUUGGUGCUCGAUCACGUUCCCGAGGAAAGGACGAAGCUGGUGAUGGCUUACCUGGAGGACUUGGAGAAGAGAGGUCCGCCUCCCCCUCCCACCGCCUCCGAGCCAUCACGUAGGUCCAACAACGAUUGAACGGAUUUCUUCCUAAAUAUCUAAAAACUCUGAUAGGCGUAAAUCCAUGUUUCCCAAGUACUGGAAAUCAAAAUAGUGUUCCGUAAAGUUAUCAAGAAAUUGUGAUGAUUCAGUGGCUCCUUGUGUUUUGUAAGCAAGGUUAAUAUAGAUAAAUAGCAAUACCUUGAUUUGUAAGUACAGUAUCUGACGCAGACAGAAGUAAAAAAUAUGUCUUAUAAUUGACUGGCAUCAAAAAUAUCAUGUUGUCUCAGAUUCUCAUUAAACUCUUCUCUUUGACAUGACAUAAAAAUAUGUCAACUAUUCUAAUUCAAUCUCGCUUAUAUUAAGAUAAUCUAUCUCUCAUAGAUUUAUAAAUUAUGAAUUUGAAAAAAAAAUCAAAUUUGUGAUGGCAGCCCAAGAUAUUUUCGGGUUUUGUGAUGCCGCUCUUUUUAGUUUUUAUAAAAAUUAGUAGGAUUUUCACCGGAAAUAGAUAAAAGGACUAAAUAUUGAAUAUACUUAGUCAUAUACUCUCAUCCACAGUAUUUUCUUGUUAAUCAACUAUCAUUAGUAUUUUCUUUGCGUAGUUGGAAAUGUUUCAUAUUACAAAAUUCCACUUGGAAGUUUUGAAAUAAAUGUUCAUUCCUCCACCAUGCCCAUUCAUCAAAACCUGAUGAACAUGUGACAUGAUACUGAUCUUUGGUAUGCUAAAGGUUGUACUGGAAAGUUUAUUUUUAAUAUACUGACUGAAUUUUCCUCCAAUCUGUAGUUGGAACAUUUCGCUAUAAUAUAUCUGCUCAGUAUUUUAGAUCUGUUGUAUUUGAAUGAAGAAAAGCCAACCUUCUCAUUCGUAUUAUAUGAAGCUUUGAGUUGAGUACUAUUCCUAUCAUUGAUUGAUUAACUACUUUAAAGACAGAUUUAUAAUUAUCAGUGCAAAUUUUAUGUAAGUUGGACAAUCCUAGUAAGGUCUCUGUAUACACUAUUAAAAAUAUAAUACAGUAUAUUCAUUGAUCAUAAAAUAAGUAUUCUCUCACUUAUCUCAUGAAUCGUCAUCUAUGGAAUUCUGUACGUUAGUUUAACUGUUUUGUUCAUUUUUAUAAAAUACACUGAUUUUGAAUUUUGUAGAAACAUUGCUCUGGCAAUAAAUUAUGUAAUUGGAUACAAUAUUCAAUUGAUUUUUUUAUUUAUAAUGCAUGUAAAAACUAAUUGAUGUUUUAUUAUAUUAGGGUUUCAUCUCAAGUCUGUAAUCGAAAAAAAUUAUAUCAAAGUCGAAUUUAGAGUAUUUUGUUGAAAUCGACAAUAUUACCAAUGUUGGUUAUUACAAAAGUCUACAUACCAAUAAAUUGAUUUAAAGUUGAAGAUUUGAAUGAACCUAUUCAAACUUAUAAAAAGGCUAGUUUUCAAGUUUUGUCGAAAAAUUAUCUAACUUUUUAUUAUUUAAUAUAGAAAAUUUCUUUAUAUCACAGUAAUCAAUCAUUCCUCAGUAGUAUUGUCAUAACAUUGUUUAUUAUAUAAUAUUUUAUCAUUUCUCAUGGAAAAAUGUUUUGAAAUAAUUAAUUAUAUUUAUUUCACCUUCCCCUUGGAUUUCGUUGUAUUGAAGAGACAAAUGAAGGAUAAGCUAUACUUUUGAAAAUGAUACUUCAAUCAGUAGGAGAAUCAUGAGUUGCUUACCUCGGGCUACAGUAACCAGCUUUGUGAAUUUGUCUUCUAAUCAAACCACCCAUUUGAGGCUUGAUUAGAAUAUGGUUAUAUUAAUAAAUGCAUGAUUUGAAAACUGUAAGUAUUGUAGAAGAAGUUCCCGCUGUAUAGUGUGCUACGAUACGCGAUGCGACUUCAUUAAUAAUAGUAUCGCGAUCGCGUCAGUGAGAACUAUAGUGAGGUCUACGCUAUAAUGGCAGUGGAGAAAGAUAGGAGAACAGUGUAGCCAAUUCUCUGCCUUGUCUGAUUUCUAGAGGGUAUCUGACACCGGUAUAUCUCAUGUAAUAUUUGCUUAAAAUAAUAAAUUAUAUUUUAAUCGGCAGAAAAAUAUUCCCAUUGGGAAUCGGUCCCAUUCCGAGGCAUCUUGAGGUUGCGUAACUAUACUGUUAUACCUCCCCAACCUGGAGGACCAGGGUCCUUUUUUUAGAGUUACCAUUUCC
Nilaparvata lugens (brown planthopper) is the source of this 6381-nucleotide messenger RNA. Its product is annotated as transcription elongation regulator 1. Gene Ontology annotation, cellular component: nucleus. The transcript has 19 exons. The coding region runs from base 143 to 4267 and encodes 1374 amino acids. Gene Ontology annotation, molecular function: RNA polymerase binding; transcription coregulator activity. NCBI's taxonomy places the organism in Eukaryota, Metazoa, Arthropoda, Insecta, Hemiptera, Delphacidae. The record is from RefSeq and is a predicted model, not a curated record.